AUAAAUUGUAACAAACAAUAUCAAGUAUGUAAAUAAGGUUUUGUUCCUGCAUAAUUAUAUAUAUAACGCCUAUUUUCGGUGGAAAAAAAAAUAUAUAUAUUUCAAAACAAUCAUUUUUUUUUCUCGGUCAGUAAAACAACAAAAAUAUUUUUCGAACAUUGUUUAAUAAAAAGUCUUUUUCUUAAUUGAUGGGAUUCACAAAAACAACCAAAAAUCGACAAAAACGACAGAGUUUAUAUAAAACAAUUCAUUACUUACUCACAUAUAACGAUGACGAGAUCGAUAGAACUCAUCAUCAACACUACGUCUACCGAGAGAUAUGGUCCGAGGAUUUUUCGGCUCCUGUCAAAAAUUUAUUAAUAAGUGGUGUCGAUGUUUUAGAUAUAGGAUGUGGGCCAGGAACUUGGAUUUUGGAAUUAGGAACAAAAUAUGAAAAAUCUAAUUUUAAGGGUAUUGAUGCGUUCGCUUUUUUUCCAUCCACCAUAAAACCUCAAAAUGUCUCAUUCGAACAACAUAAUAUUCUUAACGGUCUACCGUUUGAGAAUAAUAAAUUUGAGUAUGUCAUCAUGAGAUUUAUGAUGUUCUCGCUUUCCCUAAAAGAAUGGGAGAAUGUCAUCAAUGAGAUGGUUAGAGUAUGUAAACCAAAUGGUUGGAUAGAAAUUAUGGAAGAUGAUCUGGUACUUCAUAAUAGAGGACCAAGAACAGAUUUAAUGAUGAAGAUAAUUAUAGAUGAACUAGAAAGAAAAGGAGUCGAGACCAUAAUUACUCCACAUAUACUCAAGUUCUUAGAAACAAAUCCUGAGUUACCCAACAUAGCCAAUGAUGAAAGGUAUAUACAGUUGGGUAAGUGUAAUAAAGUAGGGGAAUUAUACUUAGAAAGUCUUAAAUGGGGUGCAAAAAAUCUAUUUGAAUCUGAACAUUUAUUUGAAAGAGGACUUAGAGGAGUAAGGUAUGAUGGACUUAUAGAAGAUUUCGUACAAGAAUGUAAUGAAGAGUGUACUUUUACUACGAGCGUAAGAUUUUACGCUCGAGUAAAUAAGAAACAUGUGGUGGAGACAAAGAAAAAUUCUUCAAAGAUAAAAGAAUUCUUUAAAAAACUACAAAAAUUUAAAAAAUUUAAAAUUUUGAAGAAAUUAUCACCCGUUUAAUUAUUUACUAUCAUAAUUAUUAUUUAAUUUAAUUUAAUUUAAUUUU
Messenger RNA from Rhizophagus irregularis DAOM 181602=DAOM 197198, 1194 nucleotides. NCBI's taxonomy places the organism in Eukaryota, Fungi, Glomeromycota, Glomeromycetes, Glomerales, Glomeraceae. The record is from RefSeq and is a predicted model, not a curated record.